Molecule: messenger RNA, 5447 nt
Organism: Phlebotomus papatasi
Lineage: Eukaryota; Metazoa; Arthropoda; Insecta; Diptera; Psychodidae
Product: cilia- and flagella-associated protein 43
Exons: 9
Coding region: 1-4809 (1602 amino acids)
Biological process (GO): cilium assembly
Cellular component (GO): axoneme
Molecular function (GO): protein binding
Source: RefSeq, a predicted model, not a curated record
AUGCCAACACUGUCAAUUUUGUUCUUCACUCUUUGGAAAUACUAUAUCCUUUGCAUUAAAAUUCUAAUUCCAACAAUAAUUCCUAGUUGGGUCAAGCAGAAGCACGUGGAAUCAUCGUGUUUCCUUGGGAAGGGCAUCUUGCUUACCGGCCAGAGCAAUUCAAUAGUUUUCACAGAUAUUGCCACAGGCAAUGAGAAGACUUUCCGUGCAGACUCCUUUGAGAGAGGUGAUGGUAUCUCUUGCAUUGCUGGACAUAGAUCUCUGCAGAUAUUUGCCCUUGCAGAACUCUCCCAGACCCCUUCGAUUCUCGUGCAAUCGUACCCAAGUUUCGAGACAAUCUACCGGCUACAGAGUAGUGAUGUGACAAACUAUAUGAGUUUGUCGUUUUCUGAGACAGAAUAUCUGAUAGCCCUCACGGGAAUUCCAGAUUUCAUUCUGGAGAUUUGGUGCUGGAGAUCAGGGCAAUUGCUGGCCACUAGGAAGAGUGGAAUAUUUGCCAGUGAUCAGGUGAUACUCUGUUCACCAUCUCAGCCACUGACUCUGUGUCAGUUGGCAACAGGAGCAGGAAGAUUAACAGUCUGGGAUAUUCAUGUUUGCGUAGAUACGGUUAAAUUGAUUGAGAAAAAGGUAAAAUUGACACUGGAUAGAGAUUCAACUCCCUUCACAGGGACUUAUCUCUACAGCGGUACACUCCUCGUGGUAACUCGGAAAGGGAGUGUACACCAAAUAUAUCCAGGAAGCAAUCAAUCUCACUGUAUUGUUCAAGAAAUCGAACAAGAAGUUGCUAGGGAUUCAAUGUGUCUCAUUGCUCCCUAUCAGGGUGGAUUUGUCCUCUCUGUGAAUCACAUAAUUCGUCUAUUUUCCCAAAAUGGAACAAUCUUUACUGAGAUGUGUUCAGUGUCUCCGGAAAAUCUCCAUUUGAGAUUUCUGGGAUCUCAUUCGAAUGAUCUUAUUGCUGCUAUUGAUGAAAAUGGGUCUAUUUGGAAGAUUAUCUUAACGGAGGGACGUAUUGAGACGAAGGAAGUAAAGAAAAGAGUUAGAAUUUUCCAUAUGAUGACCUUUGUCAAUCCCAGUGAGAAUUUCCUGGUCACUGUGGAGAAAAAUCGAGGAGUAUCUGUUUUUGAAGUGAAUUCUGGCAAAUUGAUAUCGCAGUAUCUUAAAGCUAGGAUUUCUGCCAUAGAUUCCCAUCCACUUUUGCCAGUUAUUUGUUUGGGAUACUCUUCAGGUCAUGUGGAAUUUCUUUCGUUGUUUUCUUCGGAUAAUCCUCAGCCACAGGUUAAGUUUCAUGUCACCAAUUGUCCCAUUCAAAUGGUUAGAUUUUCAAGCAAUGGUUCGCAGAUUCUUGCCUUGGAUUCUAAGAGGGAGGCCUUUGUGAUUUCUGGUCAAAUUGGUGGAAUUUUGGAGAUCAAGAAGAACUUUUCCCUGCCAGGGGAUGUCUUGGAUUUUGUAAUAUUAAAAACUAGCGGGAAUGUCUUGAAAGUCCUCAUACUUCUCAAAGCUGAGCACUCUAAAAUAUCCUGCGAAGACAUCCUUUUGGUUUCAGUUGCAGAGGAUACUGUGGAAGUUCAUAAAAUUUCCCAUUCUGGGAAGAAAUUGACUUCACUGGCUCAGCUGAGAAAUCUCCAAGAUACUUUUGUAGCCACUUUUUAUUUGGAUACAAAACUGAAAAUCCUCAAAUUGGCAGAAUAUUCUGAUCACUUUGAAUUGGUUGAACUGCAGGAAGUGAGAACAGAACAUUUACUGAAAUAUGUUAAAGUAAAAUCUUGUGGAGAUUUUAUUAUUUCCUGGGGACUCGAUGGGCAAGUCUGCCUUUUUGAUUCCCGCACAAUGGAGUGCAUCUCGAAUUUUGUGUCUCACCAUCGAAGGACUCAUGGUGUCCAGGAAGCUGUUAUAAGCAGUUCUCUUGAAUAUAUAAUUUGCUUGGGAUUUACUGGAAAUCUCAUUUGCUUCCGUCCUAAUCUCAAAAUCAUGCCAAUGGAUCAUCAUUGUGUGGGAAAAUUUGAAUUGACUAGACUGGAGAUUCGAGAGAAAUGUCUCAGUCCAACCAUUGGGCAUACUUCAGCAACUACAUUUGGUGAUGCUUCCUGGUUGGAUGUGCAGAAAAUCGAACAGAAAAGGCGCGAAAGGCAGAAAUACCAAGAAGUCCGUGAUGCAAUCAUCAGAGAUUUGGAUGAUCUCAGAAGAGAGAUUGGGAAGCUCCUGGAUAACAAUGAGACUUGUUCAGAUGAAGAGAAACUUCCCAUUCAUGAGUUCAAUCUCGAUUCAAAUCAUGUUGAAAAUAUGAUCAGGAAAGCAGGAAGGGAUCGUCAGGAGGAAACAGGUAAGAUGCAGGAAUUCAUUACAUCACAGAAUGAGAUUUCUGAAUGGAUAAGGAAAUCCUGUUGGGAUCAAAUGUCUGUCAAGAGUACAAAAGUCCGGGGAAUUUUUACGAAUCUCUUCAUUGAAAAUUAUCCAGUCCUGGAGAUGGAUGGGAUUUGGGAGAAACGUCUCAAUCAGAUUUUAAUGUGGAUCAAACUUGAGAAUCUCACAAAUUCGGACAAAUUUCUUCCUUGGAAACCCAUUCCUACAAGUCAAUUGGAGCAUGUUUUGGCACAGGAACCGAGAGUUCUAGCUCUUGAAAAAGUUAAAGUAGAUCAAGGUAUGGCGUCAGGGACUCCUUUGGCUUCAGGAACUUCCACACGGGAUUUUAUCACGUCAAAACUACCACGAUACAAUCAAUUGGAAGUGGUGACCUUUGAGCAAAUGCAUGUGGAGAAGAUUUUUGGGUAUUUUGAUGCCCUUGCCCUAAGGGAGUUCUUCAACAAACAAUUCUGCCAGUUGCAGGAGAGAAAGGAGCAGGAAAUGCAGAUUGUCAAAGAGAGAAAUAGUCGUUUGCGCGAGAUACAGAAUGAAUUGAAUAUUCUGUCGCAGCUUCUUGGAACAAAUAUUGUCUACGAGGAUGAUAUCAUUGAUCCUGAAUACAUGCCCGAUGAGAAGCCUCAUACAAUUGUUCAAGUGACUGAUGAGGAAGUUCCUGUUGAGCCGUACAUUUCGCCCAGUAUGCAGGAAUUGAUUGAGAAAGAGGCAUUUGAGGCAGAACAAAAGCGUCUCGCACUGAUGGCGGAUGAUUUUCGUGAGAGAGCCCUUCAGCACAUGAUGGAUGGUGUUCUGGAAAUUCGAUGGGAGGAUGAGAUCAAGAAGAAACCUAAUGUUCCAGCAGCAGUUCAGACCAAGAAGGAUUUGCGGGAGUAUGAUGAACAUGAUUGGCGAGCUGUCCGGGAGUAUGAGGAGAAACUAAAUUUCCUGGAUUCUGAACGGGAAAAGUAUCGUGAUCAACUUCUGGAUGAAAAACGUCAUCUCCAAAAAAUUCUCGAUCGACAAAUUUACAUGUUCAACAAGAAGCUCGCAGAAUUGGCAAAAGUUAAGGUCAAAGUACAAAUGGCAAUAAAUCAGGAAGAUUUGAAAAUCCUCCGGAAUUCCAUGUACAAUUACAAGAGAAUUCAAUUUACGCGGCAAGAGCAUGAAAUCCGCCAGGAAAUUAUCAGUAUCAAAAGGCAGAUUAAUGCCCUAACGGCUGCUAUGCAUGAUGCUGAGAAGAGAGCAAUGGACUGCAAAGUAAAUUACGAUGGUCUGGAGACUAAAGAUCGUCUCCUGGACAAGCAAUUCAAGAAUAACUUUGGGGAAUUUGCUUCAAUCUCCAUAGUUGAUCAAGCUUAUAAGCUUUUUAAACGUCGACCGAGAUGGACAAUGAGAGCAUGGGCAACAUCUGUUAUCCUUAUGGAUCUAGCCAAGAGAGUUAUUGGACGAAAUCUCUCAAAAUCCGGACCUCCAUUGCCUCAAGAGUGCUUUGACUAUUUGAACCUCAUUGAGCAAAUUGACCAACCAUCCAAUUGUCCGACAAUGGAUGAGAAACUCUGGGAUUUACUCUGUCGUAUGCGCAGGAUAAAGAUAGAGAGUGAAUUCAAGGUGCGCAGUUGUGGGGUUCAAUUGGCCGAAGCUGAUGCGUGUGUUGAUGCAUUUGCACGGGAAAUUGGUGCAAGGAGGACAACCCUGGCGGCCCAUGAUAAAAAAUUGGAGGAACUCAAAGAGAACCGACAAAAGAACUCUGUCAAUCGAACAAUUCAACUUGUGAUGAAGCGUGGUAAUGUUGAAAUUCCACUGACUGGCAAAAUUGCUGACUUUGACGACGCAAUCCUUCUCUCAGUCAAUGAUGUCGAUGACAUCAAUCGGGUAAUUAAGAAAUCGGGUCAGAAGAAAUUGCUGGCCAUGUCCAAUGCAGCUAUUUUCCGUCGGAAGCUCAUUCACAAGGAGUGGGAACAUAGAGUACUCAAGAUGACCAUCAGAGAUAUGAAGGAUUUUGUCAGAGUAAUUGAAAAAUGCAAGAUUACAAAAGAAGUGCAAACGUGGCUCAAGCGGAAGCAAAAGGGCUGGACAGAGGAUGUCAGCCAGGCGGCGCUGAAUCGUGAAAUAGAGGCAAUGAUUGCUUCCUGUGAAAAGUCAUUCAGUGAUGUGAGGAAGCAAGUGCAAGAAAUUGAGGAGAAAAUUCAGCAGAAGAAACGUGAAAAUGAGAAUCUCGACAGGAAGAUUCAAGCUUUGAACUUUGAUGUGUCCAAGCAACAUGCACAGCGAGAUCCAACUCUUGAGGAGCAAGAGAUUGAAGCUCAAAAUCUCAGACUGGAAAUCAUUGCUGAGAGAACGAGACUUGUGAGAAAAGUUCAGCGUCAGCAUACGCAAAUCCUAGAGCUUAGUACAUUGCUGGAAUUGCAGCGUCUUCGAACGUAUCCGACACUUUCGAUGCCUCAAUCUUCAGCGAAUCUCAGGAAUGCAUAAACUGAGACAGUGAAAGAUAUAUUACGAAAAACUAAAAUCUGCACAGAGUGAAAAAUCUCAGAAUUACUAAAUACUUGGGGAAGUGAUCGUAUACGAAAGAAUGUUCGCGAGUGAAUGACCAAAAGUGUGGCGAAAUAGACGAUUAUUUCCAAAUGAGUGAUUUUUGGUGUAUACAAAAUAUCUGCAGAAGAGAAAAAUUGAAAGAAUGGAAAGUUUCCUUUUAAAAAUUAUGCAAACUAACUUAAAUAAAUCAACGAAUUUUCUUUUUUUGUGAUUUAUCUGGAAGAAUGCUGAUCAAUUAAUACGCAAGCAUUUCUCUCAUUCAUAUUGAUUGCGCACGUAAAAGACAAGUGAAAUUCUUUAAGACAUUUAAGGGAAUUGCUACUAUAAUACCAAGAAAGUGACUCUUACUGUUUAAUGUGUGAACAGUUUGUGUCUGAUAUUGUGUGAAUUAAUUAUAAAUAAUCACUGAAUCACCUGUCGGGAUCACCUGGUUUUGCCUUAAACAGUCGCGCACCAGUUGCUCCAAAAGGCGUCAUUUAAUUGUUUAAUCCAGAUGAUAAUACGUGUUAUAUAUUUGCAUAAAUAUCACAAUUUUCUCUAAUAAUUUUAUAUAAUAGUGUGUUACGAAGUUUAUC